Molecule: messenger RNA, 1457 nt
Organism: Puntigrus tetrazona (Sumatra barb)
Lineage: Eukaryota; Metazoa; Chordata; Actinopteri; Cypriniformes; Cyprinidae
Product: Protein FAM3C-like
Exons: 9
Coding region: 548-1216 (222 amino acids)
Source: RefSeq, a predicted model, not a curated record
UCUCAUUCAGAAGCGCAGUGCGGUGUUUACUUUCCUGGUUCCGUUGUUUCGGUACCAAAAUGCGGUACCAUUUAAACUGGAAAGUGACUCGUAAUGCAAAUGUCUCCUUUGCAUAGUUGACAAAAGAGUUUAAAAAGUGUAUUUUCAGCUGUUAAAGUUGUUUGUCAUGCCAUGGCCCUCCUAAAUAAAAUGCCAUUUUCUUCUACGAUGUUACAUUUUUUGCUGUAUUGCAUGUUCCUGCUGAUAGAAACUAAACCUGUGUGGUUUAAACCGGUCAAACUAGUUUUGUGAAAUGUUAGCUUCUGUUUCGUUACCGGUCUGAGGUGGUCUAUGACAGUGGUUCCUACCCAAGUUCCUGGAGGCCCCCAACCCUGCAUGUUUUCAAUGUCUGCAUAAUGAAACGCACCUAUUCAGAUAAUCAGCUCAGUAGUAGAGACUCAUAGACCUGAAAUGGGUGUGCUAGACAAAGAAGAGAUGCAAAACUUGCCAUGUUGUUGAGCCUCCAUCUAACCAGCACAAUUAACCAGAAAAAGUGAGAUUCAUUUUCAUGGUGGCUGCCCUCAUAAUAUCCAUAAGCCUUGUCCUCAAACUAUUGCAGAUGGAUCCUGAAUUAACAUUAUCAAAUUUAGUAGAAAGGUCAGUGGAGGGAGCAGCUUCUUUUGAACAGAAAACCAAUAGUUACAAAGGUGAUGGUCCUAAGGGCAAAUGUGGCCUCCCCAAACCAUGUCCUGGAAAUGAUUAUGCUUUUAAAAUGUACAGCGGUGCAACAAACAUCAUUGGACCUCGAAUAUGCUUUGAUGGAAAAAUGAUAAUAGAGGGAGACAAACGUGGAAAUCGACAAGGAAUGAAUAUUGCUGUUUUCAGUGAAAAAACAGGUGAACUCGUCAACACUGGCAGCUUUAAUAUGUGGAAUGGAAAGGUUGAGGAUCUGAUAGAGUUUCUGAAGUCGGUCGAGAAUGGUUCUCUUGUGUUGAUCGCCACAUUUGAUGACCCAGCCACAAAACUUAAUGAUGAAGCAAGGACACUUAUCGCAGAGCUUGGCAGUUCAUAUAUUUCCAAGUUGAAGUUCAGAGAUAAUUGGCUCUUUGUGGGAGGGAAGAAAACCAUAACACAAGUCACUUUUGAGCAGCACAUGAAGAAUGACAGAGAAACCAAUAAGUAUGAAACCUGGCCAGAAAUGAUCGAGAUGGAAGGUUGCAUACCUCGAAUAGACUGAUUUUUCUUGUAGCACAAUUUGUACUGCCAAAUCAUGCCUUUUUAAUCAGGCAUAUGAGGUGUUUGCAUUUAAAGUAAUACAAAAAGCUGUGUUUUAUGAUAUUCCAGACUGUCCUAUUUGCAUUGUAAUUAAUAGGCUAUUUGUCUACUGCUGCCGACAUGUAAUUCUGUUAAUAUUUCUGAAACCUCUUACAAUAGAGGUUACCCUGGACUUAAAAUAUUAAAAAUCAUUUUAAUUUUGA